Molecule: messenger RNA, 3410 nt
Organism: Syngnathus acus (greater pipefish)
Lineage: Eukaryota; Metazoa; Chordata; Actinopteri; Syngnathiformes; Syngnathidae
Gene: me2
Product: malic enzyme 2, NAD(+)-dependent, mitochondrial
Exons: 15
Coding region: 168-1925 (585 amino acids)
Biological process (GO): pyruvate metabolic process; malate metabolic process
Cellular component (GO): mitochondrion
Molecular function (GO): malate dehydrogenase (decarboxylating) (NADP+) activity; NAD binding; malate dehydrogenase (decarboxylating) (NAD+) activity
Source: RefSeq, a predicted model, not a curated record
CACGACUCUCAGUGCAUCUGUAGCCUCUGCUGCCUACGGAGGACUCAACGAAGCCGCCGUCUGAGUUACCGGAAAUAUGCCCCUGAAAAAUUCACACUUUCAACUAACAUCGUUUGCAUAGAUUCUCAAAACCAGCUUGUCGGCUCCCUGACUGCGAACGGUCCAUCAUGUUGUCGCGGCUGAGGAGUAGCUUUUCCUUGAGGCCUGCCUUCGUGCCUGCCUGCAGAUGGGCGCACACCAAAGAGAAGGGCAAACCGUUAAUGCUCAACCCCCGCACCAAUAAAGGAAUGGCCUUUUCUUUACAGGAGCGACAGAUCUUGGGCUUACACGGCCUGCUGCCUCCUAAAGUAGAAACGCAAGACCUCCAGGCCAUGCGCUUCCAGAAGAAUCUCAAGAAAAUGACAGAUCCCCUUGAAAAGUACAUUUAUCUGAUGGGCAUCCAGGAGCGAAACGAAAGGCUCUUCUACCGAGUGCUGAUGGAAGACAUUGAGGAGCUGAUGCCCAUCGUCUACACCCCCACCGUCGGACUGGCCUGCACGCAGUAUGGACACAUCUUUAGACGACCCAAGGGCUUGUUCAUUUCCAUUCUGGAUAAAGGACACAUCCGCUCCAUCUUAGACAACUGGCCAGAGACCAAUGUGGCCGCAGUCGUGGUGACUGACGGCGAGCGUAUUUUGGGCCUGGGGGACCUGGGCGUUUAUGGCAUGGGAAUCCCCGUUGGCAAACUCUGCCUGUACACCGCGUGCGCCGGCAUCAGACCUGAGAGCUGCCUGCCCGUCACCAUUGACGUCGGCACAAACAACGAGACUCUCCUCAAGGAUCCGCUCUACAUGGGCUUGUACCAGAGGAGAGACCGCUCUCAGGCUUACGACGACCUCAUCGACGAGUUCAUGGAGGCCGUGGUGGACAAAUAUGGGCAGGACACGCUGAUUCAGUUUGAGGAUUUUGGGAACCACAAUGCCUUUCGCUUCCUCAGGAAGUACAGGGAGAAGUACUGCACCUUCAAUGAUGACAUCCAAGGCACCGCAGCUGUGGCGCUUGCUGGUCUGCUUGGAGCUCAGAGAGCCACUGGGAAGCCCAUCACAGACCACAGAGUGCUUUUUCUCGGAGCCGGAGAGGCUGCUCUCGGCAUCGCAAACUUGAUUGUCAUGGCCAUGAUGGAGUCAGGCAUGUCGCAGGCGGAAGCCAGGGAGAAGAUCUGGAUGUUCGACAAAGACGGCUUACUCGUUAAGGGACGGCUGCAGGCAACGGACAUCAACCAGGAAGCAUUUGUUCACGACAGUCCUGGGAACAUUCACAGCUUUUUGGAUGCUGUCAACACCAUCAGACCAACAGCUAUCAUUGGUGUAGCGGGAGCCGGUCGACUGUUCAGCCACGAUGUCAUCAAGGCCAUGGGCGCCCUGAACGAGCGACCCAUCAUCUUCGCCCUGAGCAACCCCACCAUCAAAGCAGAAUGCACCGCCGAGGACGCCUACACGCUUACAGAUGGUAGAUGUCUUUUUGCCAGCGGUAGUCCAUUUGGACCUGUGACGCUGAGUGAUGGACGAGUCCUUACUCCAGGACAAGGCAACAACGCUUACAUCUUUCCGGGUGUGGCUCUGGCUGUCAUCCUGAGCGGCGUUCGCCACAUCAGUGACACAGUGUUCUUGGAGGCUGCCAAGACUCUGGCUGAUCAGCUGAGCGACAAAGAGCUGGAAGAAGGCCGACUGUACCCACCUCUGUCCAACAUCCGAGAAGUUUCUCUCCAGAUGGCUGUCAAGGUGGUGGAGUACGUGUACGCCAAAGGCAUGGCGUUUCGCUACCCGGAGCCUGUGGACAAGAAUGCCCUUGUGCACGCCACUGCGUGGAACACAAACUACGACUCCUUCCUACCUGACACCUACAACUGGCCUGGGGUCAGCUUCAGCCCCCAGUCUAAGAACUAGAUGUACACUCACCCCUCCUAACCUUCAUUCAUUAGAAUCACGUCGCAAAGGACAAGUGAACAUGUAUUAUGUUACAUUACAGAACAACUGCCAUGUGACAGUAUGGGCAUUUUACUUUGCUUGCCUCUAUAACCAAUACGUUCAACACUUGCAUCCUCUAGUGGUGCAAAAGGGCAGCACAAAAACACAGUUCACAAGAUGAACUGGCAUUCAUCCACACACAUCUUUAGCAGAUUAGUCAUUUUCAAAAUUUAACUCACGACACAAAAUGAGAAAAAAAAAAUUUCAAAAUGUGUAGGGUACCUGAGAUGACCAACACAACGAUUUGUGAUUGUAAAUCUUAACAUACAUUAUGGUAUGUAGUUAUUCCAAAUUGAUGAGGAAACAAAUAUUUAUGACAGCACUGAAAUAUAUUUUGCACGUGAAAUCAUGUCAAACAAGUGAAAUUAAUUCACUCCCAGAAGGAAAAAGUCAUUUAUGUACCAUGCAGCUUAAGCAAACCCCAUGUGUCUCACUCCUUUGUUUUUGUUCUUUGAUUCUCUUUGCUGUUGUAUGUUUUUUAGAGCACUCCUUUAAAUGAUUUACCAUAACUAAUAAUAUUAAACUUACACAUGGGAAACGUUAGCUUAAAAAGAAACCGUAGGCCAGUAUUGCCUGCUUCAGUCCUUUUUUUGUUUGCACAAUGCAAGUUGUUGUCUUUAAUGUUUUUGUGUGUGUUAUGUUACGGCCCUCCCAGCAAACUUGACAAUACAAACGAUAAGUCUUCUUUAAAAGUACACAAGCAUUUACUUAUCUUGCUGGGAGUGGUCUUGAAAUGCACUGUUUCUUCUCAUUUACACUCUUGAAAAAAGUGUCAUUGUUUUUAACCUGUUUCAGCAUGUUAGCUUUAUAUAUUAUCUGUACUUGGUAGAUUUUACAAUGCAGUCAUUUUUGCAAAAUCAAUCUAGUGAAAUAUGACCUGUUUUGUAGGUCUAUUUUUCUAAUUUCUUGUAGAACGUUUUCAGAUGUUUUGUAUCCAAAAAGCUUUAUUUAUUUUUUUCAUGUUGCUGCACAAUUUAGUCACUAUGAUCUGGCUCACACACUGGAUGGAUACAGAUGCAUAAAAAUAAGUGUGAUAAAUCUAUUUUAAUAACUUGAUGUUUAGGACAUUGUCAAAUUAAAGGACAUCUUUCAACACUGUUUUAAUUGAUUGUUAUCAUCUACAAUGAUGGUAAAUAGCUGCUAAAUGUUUAACAAAGCAAGUUGUCAAGUUUGUCUUGUGUUAAAUGUUGGAUUCAGAAUAAAGCUUUUCUUGUUAUAUUGCAUGUAGUCUGUUUAAAAUUAACUUAUUAAAGCUUAAGUAUGAUGGUAAUAGAUUCUACUGUUAAAAGAUGUUUUUCUGCAGAUGGAAGUAAUUUUAAGUCAAAUUGUCAUCAUGUGGACCUUGGCAUGUCACCAGCUCUAAAAAUACAGUCAAUAAAUAUUCCCCAGAAUUGUAGUAAUUUA